Rhodotorula toruloides NP11 is the source of this 1197-nucleotide messenger RNA. RefSeq names its product saccharopine dehydrogenase (NAD+, L-lysine forming). Gene Ontology annotation, cellular component: cytoplasm. The record is from RefSeq and is a predicted model, not a curated record. Gene Ontology annotation, molecular function: saccharopine dehydrogenase (NAD+, L-lysine-forming) activity. Bases 1 to 1197 code for a protein of 398 amino acids. The transcript has 4 exons. NCBI's taxonomy places the organism in Eukaryota, Fungi, Basidiomycota, Microbotryomycetes, Sporidiobolales, Sporidiobolaceae.
AUGGCUCUGAACUUGUGGCUCCGUUGCGAGACGAAAGAGUUCGAGCACCGCUCGGCUCUCACGCCCACCACCGCCAAGCAGCUCAUCGACUCGGGCAGGUUCUCCGUCACCGUCGAGCGGGACCCUCAGCGCAUCUUUGACGAUGAGGAGUUUGAGCGCGUCGGAUGCAAGCUCGUCGAGCACAACUCGUGGCCGUCCGCUCCGCUCUCGUCGCCUAUCAUCGGCUUGAAGGAGCUCCCGCCGAACGACACCUCGCCCCUGCCGCACACGCACAUCAUGUUCGCUCACUGCUACAAGCAGCAGGGCGGCUGGGUCGACGUCAUCUCGCGGUGGGAGGCGGGACAGCCGACGGGGAUGUUGUACGACCUCGAGUUCCUCCAGGACGAAAAGGGCCGCCGCGUCGCCGCGUUCGGGUACCACGCAGGAUUCGCCGGUGCAGCAGUCGGCCUCCUCGCGCUCGCCAAGCAGGUCUCGAGCGAGGGCGAGAAGGAGCGUCUCGGCGAGAUCAAGCCCUACCCGAACGAGGGCGAGUUGAUCAAGUUCGUCAAGGGCCAGAUGGCGGUCAUCGAGAAGCAACUCGGACGCAAGCCUCGUGCGCUCGUCAUCGGCGCACUCGGACGGUGCGGUCGGGGAGCGGUCGACUUCUUCAAGGCGGCCGGGUUCGAGGACGACAACAUCGCCAAGUGGGACAUGGCAGAGACGGCCAAGGGCGGUCCCUUCCAGGAGAUCCUUGACGCCGACGUCUUCGUCAACUGCAUCUACCUCACCUCCAAGAUUCCCUCGUUCAUCUCGCCUGAAUCCAUCGCCGCUGCUGGUGACAAGCGUCAACUGCGUGUCGUCGUUGACGUCUCGUGCGACACGACCAACCCGAACAACCCUAUUCCCAUCUACUCCAUCAAUACCACCUUUGACAAGCCCACCGUCGACGUUGACGGCAUCACCACCGGCCCUCCCAUGACGGUCGUCUCGAUCGACCACCUCCCCACGCUCCUCCCGCGCGAAGCCUCCGAAGCCUUCUCGACCGACCUCCUCCCCUCGCUCCUCACCCUCCCCGAAGCUAUCGCCGAGCGCCAGCCGCGCCAGGGCAAGCCCGUCACAGCUGCGGAUGUUGGAAACGGUCCGGAGCGCGUGUGGAAGCAGUCGGAGGAGCUGUUCUGGCGCGUGUUGGCGCAGGCGCAGGCGGAGAAGAAGCAGUGA